Molecule: messenger RNA, 4197 nt
Organism: Hansenula ciferrii
Lineage: Eukaryota; Fungi; Ascomycota; Saccharomycetes; Phaffomycetales; Wickerhamomycetaceae
Gene: NTE1
Product: lysophospholipase
Exons: 1
Coding region: 1-4197 (1398 amino acids)
Biological process (GO): phosphatidylcholine metabolic process
Cellular component (GO): endoplasmic reticulum
Molecular function (GO): phosphatidylcholine lysophospholipase A1 activity
Source: RefSeq, a predicted model, not a curated record
AUGGCUGAUUCUUCAGACUUAUCUCUCCCCAUAAAAGAACUUCAACCAAUAACAUCUUCAAUCGCUUCAUACCAAUACCAAGAUUCCACUAAUCAAUCACAAUCAAUUCUAAGUUAUUUAUUAUGGGAAAUUUCCAAAAUUUCUGUUAAAGUAUUAGGUUUUUCAUUAAUCACAGUACCAGCUAGUAUUAUAAGAUUAUUAUCAACAAAUUUUAGUAUUACAUUAAGUUUUAGUUCAUUAUUUUUCAUCUUAAGUGGUAUAACUUUCACAUUAUUUUCUAUAUUAAGAUAUAGAGUCCUAACAAGUUAUUCAAGAUUUGUUGAAGAACCAAGAACUAUCCCUGUGGUUGAUCCAUAUGUUGGUUCUUCAGAAACAGAAAAUAAGAGAAGGUUUGGUUCUUAUUUGGAUGAAUUUUUAACUGCAAUUAAAAUCUUUGGAUAUUUAGAAAAACCUGUAUUCAAUGAAUUAACAAGAUCAAUGAAAACUCAAAAAUUAAUUACAGAUGAAAUUUUAUAUGUUGAUGAAAAAUUAGGUUUUGCUAUUGUUGUCGAAGGUCAAGUACAAAUUUAUUCAAAAGUUAAUACUUCAAAUCUUAAUUCUAAACAAAAUGAAGAAAUUGGUAAUAAUAGUCCAUUUUCUGAAUUUUCAAAUGUGCAAGAUGAUGAUCAAAAUGAAUUAGCAAGUGAAAUUUUCAUAUUAAAUGAUGAAAGAUAUCAAUUAUUAAAUGAUGUUAAAACUGGGAAUCCUUUAUCUUCUUUAGUUAAUAUUCUUUCUUUAUUCACUGAUGAAGAUGAAUUUAAUGGUAUUGGUACUAGUGCAGGUACUAUCCCAACCAAGUCACCAUUUUUUAAAAAUCAUGAUUUCCAUCCAGAUGUUGAUAUCCCGGAAUUUAGUUUAGAUCAUGGUGAUGAUUUAAUUAAAACUCCAAAUAUUAUAGCAAGAGCAACAUCAGAUUGUACAAUUGCAAUAAUACCAGCAGAUUCAUUUAGAAGGUUGAAAAAAAAACAUCCAAGAUCUUCUUCUCAUAUUGUUCAAAUGAUUUUAACAAGAUUAUAUAGAGUUACUUUCCAAACUGCUCAUAAUUAUUUAGGUUUAACAAGAGAAAUUUUUCAAACUGAAAUUAAAUUAAAUAGUAAUGCAAAAUUAGAAUUACCAAGCUAUUUACAUAAUGGUGUUAAACAACGGUUUAAAAAAUAUCAAACAACAACAAGUGAAAAUAGAGGAAGAUCUAAAGAUACAAAACAAACUCCACCAACUUCAUUUACACCUACAACUAAAAGAACUGAUAGUUCAACAAGUCGUACAUCUUUGGUUACACCAUCAUCAAGAUUAGAAUCUAAAAUAAGACCUAAAGCUAAAAGAACCGAAUCAAGACAUGUUGUUUUAGAUUCAAGAGAUUCUUUUAAUCCAGGUGAUUUAUUAUCAAAUGUUCCAUUAUCAAGAAAAGAAUUAAGUUAUCAAGCUAUUGCAGAAGAUGAUGUUAUAAAUAGAAGUUUUAGUGCAGAAGAAGAAACCGAGGAUACUUCAUUAAGAAUCGCAUUGGUUGAAGGUAUGUUUAAAUUUUUGGGGAUUGAUAAAGAAAAUUUAUUACCUAAAAAAUCAAGUACUGUUACAAGUGCACUUUCAAGUCCAAUACCACAAGGAAUGGGACUUUUCACAACGUUCCCACAAGAAAUGUAUACAACAAGAACAUCAAAUAUAAAUAAUCAAAAAACAAGAACAAUGUCAACUACUUCAAAUUCAAGAUUUUCAAUAUCAAGUUUUAAUGAAUUGGAAAAUUUAAUUGAUCCAGAAAUUGAUUUUGAAAAAGCUAAAAGUGAUUUUGCAAAUGGUAUUGAAAUUUUACAUAUUGAACAAGGUUCUAUAAUUAUUGAACAAAAUUCUCGUAAUAAUGGAUUAUAUUAUGUUGUUAGUGGUGAAUUAGAUGUUACAUAUACUGAUCCUUCUACAAAUAAUGAGCGGUUAUUAUAUACAGUUAAACCAGGUGGUGUUGCAGGUUAUUUAGGUGCUUUAGUUGGUUAUAAAUCAUUUGUUACAUUAAAGGCUAAAACUGAAGUAUUUGUUGGAUUUUUACCUAAAAAAACCUUAGAAAGAUUAUGUGAAAAAUAUUUUAUGAUUUAUUUAAGUAUUGCAAAAAGUUUAAUUAGUUCAUUAAGUAAAAAAAUUUUAAAAUUAGAUUCUGCUUUAGAAUGGAUUCAAUUAGAUGCUGGUGAAACUUUAUUUAAACAAGAUACCACGGCUAAUGGUAUUUAUAUUGUUUUAAGUGGUCGUUUAAGAUCAUUAUAUGAAUCAAGUAAUAAUAAUACAUCAUCAUCUACCAAUGUCAAGAAUAAUAAUGUUAAAAUUCUUGCUGAAUAUGGUCAAGGUGAAAGUUUUGGUGAAGUUGAAGUUUUAACAGCUGCAAAAAGAUCAAGUACAUUUAUUGCAGUUAGAGAUUCAGAAACUGCAAGAAUUCCAAGAACUUUAUUUGAAAUAUUAGCAAUAGAAAAUCCAUCAAUUAUGAUUAAAGUUAGUAGAAUUGUUGCCAAAACUAUAAAAGCUGAAAACAAUGAUGUAAUUAUUGAUUCAAUUACACAAAUUCCAUCAAUUACAAAAUUUAAAAAUUCAAAUAAAAAUUAUAGAACUGUUACAAUUUUACCAAUAACUCAUGGUUUACCAGUUCAAGAAUUUGCAUCAAGAUUAAUUCAAUCUUUUAAAAAUGUUGAUAGAUCAGUUAUUGGAUUAGAUCAAGCUUCAACUUUAAAUCAUCUUGGUAAACAUGCAUUUGAUAGACUUUCAAGAUUAAGACAAUCAGGUUUUUUUUCAGAUUUAGAAGAACGUUAUCAAAUUGUUGUUUAUAUUGCAGAUACUUCAGUUAAUUCAUCAUGGACCACCACUUGUAUUCAACAAGGUGAUUGUAUUCUGUUAUUAGCUGAUGCUUUAAGUGAUACAAGUAUUGGUGAUUAUGAACGUUUAUUAUUGAAAACAAGAACCACGGCAAGAACAGAAUUAAUUUUAUUACAUCCUGAACGUUAUGUUGAACCUGGUUUAGCAAGUAAAUGGUUAAAAAAUCGUGUUUGGGUUCAUUCUCAUCAUCAUAUUCAAUUUAAUACAAAUUCAAAUGAAUUAUUAAGAUCUGAAAGAAAUGAAGCUGGUUAUAAUACAUUUGCUAAAAAUAUUAAAACAAAAGUUGAAAAUUUAAGAACUAAAUAUGUUGGAUCCAAGAAUAAUUUUAAUUCAACUUCACCACAUAAAAAUGAUUUCUUAAGAUUAGCAAGAUUAUUAUCAGGUCAAGCUGUUGGAUUGGUUUUAGGUGGUGGUGGUGCAAGAGGUUUAAGUCAUCUUGGUGUCUUAAAAGCAUUACAAGAAAAUGGUAUUCCAAUUGAUAUGAUUGGUGGUACAUCAAUGGGAUCAUUUAUUGGUGGUUUAUAUGCAAAAGAUUAUGAUUUAGUUCCAAUUUAUGGUAGAGCUAAGAAAUUUGCAGGUAGAGUUUCAAGUGCAUGGAGAACUUUAUCAGAUUUAACUUAUCCUGUUACAUCAUAUACAACAGGACAUGAAUUUAAUCGUGGUAUUUGGAAGGCAUUUGGAGAUAGUAGAAUUGAAGAUUUUUGGAUUCAAUAUUAUUGUAAUUCAACAAAUAUUACAAAUUCUACAAUGGAUAUUCAUUCAUCAGGUUAUGCAUGGAGAUUUAUUAGAGCUUCAAUGUCUCUUGCUGGAUUAUUACCACCUGUGACAGAUAAUGGAUCAAUGUUAUUGGAUGGUGGUUAUGUUGAUAAUUUACCAGUUGGAGAAAUGAAAAAUAGAGGUGCAAGUAUUAUAUUUGCAGUUGAUGUUGGAUCAAUUGAUGAUCGUACACCAAUGAAAUAUGGUGAUUCAUUAAGUGGAUUAUGGAUUUUAUUUAAUCGUUGGAACCCUUUUUCCAAACAUCCAAAUGUUCCAACAAUGAGUGAAAUUCAAAUGAGAUUAUGUUAUGUUAGUUCAGUUAAUGCUUUAGAAAGGGCAAAAAACACACCAGGUAUAAUUUAUUUGAGACCACCAAUUGAAAAUUAUGCAACUUUAGAUUUUGGUAAAUUUGAAGAAAUUUAUAAUGUUGGAUCAAUUUAUGGUCAUAUGGUUUUAAAAGAAUUAGCAGAUACUAAUAAAUUACCAAAAAUUGCAGGUGCAAAUGUUUUGGUUGAGAGACAAAACCGUAGUAUUCAAAGAAGAAAUAGUAUUUGA